Messenger RNA from Cydia amplana, 381 nucleotides. RefSeq names its product waprin-Thr1-like. The coding region runs from base 41 to 367 and encodes 108 amino acids. Lineage: Eukaryota; Metazoa; Arthropoda; Insecta; Lepidoptera; Tortricidae. The record is from RefSeq and is a predicted model, not a curated record. The transcript is spliced from 4 exons.
GCGACUUUAAGAAGUGGUGGAGGUGCCGACGUUUUGUAAAAUGGGAUCCCUAAGUUUGGUGUUCUCUGCUUUUGCACUUUUGCUGGUCGUCGCUUACACGGACGCAGACCGCCAGUGCCCCCCACCCUCGAAGGUGUACAGUCGGAGCCCUAAAUGUAAGGAGAACUACGACUGCAAAGGCGGUAAGCUGUGCUGCCUCAACCAGAGCAAUGAGAAGUCCUGCUUCGAGCCCGUCAGCCACGGCGGCGUCGGACAAUACGGCCCGGGUAGCAACGAAGGAGUCCUCUGCGAAGGUCGAAAAUGCCAAAAGGGGGAAGUCUGCGAGCUCGAUCCGAAAACCAAGAGGAAGAGAUGCGUCCGAAAAUAAUUUACAGUACUAAA